Rhinolophus ferrumequinum (greater horseshoe bat) is the source of this 3349-nucleotide messenger RNA. It is a transcript of the gene PHOSPHO1, whose product is annotated as phosphoethanolamine/phosphocholine phosphatase 1. Gene Ontology annotation, biological process: bone mineralization involved in bone maturation. Gene Ontology annotation, molecular function: phosphatase activity. The transcript is spliced from 3 exons. Lineage: Eukaryota; Metazoa; Chordata; Mammalia; Chiroptera; Rhinolophidae. The coding region runs from base 1096 to 1845 and encodes 249 amino acids. The record is from RefSeq and is a predicted model, not a curated record.
UCUUUCCUGGCAAUCCCGGGUAAACUGUAACGGGGAAAGGGUCCCAAAGGCCGGGACUGGGUGCUGUGACUCCGCCUGCAGGGCAAAGAGCACCUAACUACGCGCACGUAUGAAAGGAACAGAGGAACUGCUUUUCCUGGGUUGGGUCAACCCGUGCCUACCACUGGGGCUUAGAGGCGAAGAACCACCAAAUGAAAGAUGAAGGUGCGGGUGCAUUUCUGUCCAUCUCAGGGAUUAGAGCCCUGCAUGCGGCGGUUGAGAGUCCACAGCCCUAGCACUCCUGGGUGUGCGGGCGGGGACUUACCCCAAGGCCUGCAGCCGCUCUAAUAAGGGUGCCCGCAAUCCACGCUCCUCCGAAGGGGCUGCACUCCCUCUCCACCCUCCUGCCCUUUCCAGCGGCGCCCAAUCCCACCUUUGUAGUUGCUCCGGGAGCCUUCGGGGCAGCCGGGAGGCGUGACCCGCUGGAAGCCCGCCCCUUUGAUGUGCGCCGGCGUCGCUGUGAUUGGACAGUCACUUGUGACGUGUGGGGACUGCGGUGGGCCCGGGUGCUGCGGCAGCCGCAGCGCCAGCCGCGGCUCCGGGCUCCAGCUCCCGGGCAUUUAAAGGGGACGCGGCGACGGGCCGGGGGGGAUGGAGGGCAGGUGGAGGGGACGGCCCAGCCGCACAUCAUCCACGGCCCCUCGGGACCGGAGGGACUCGUGAGCCGGAGCCCAGAGAUCCGGGGGUGGAUAAGACACCGCGUCCCCUCCAAUACCCGUAAGCACCCUGACUCCAUCUGAGCCCAAAUACCUCGCUAGACCCUCUCCCCACUCUUUACACUCCAAACUCAGCCGGGACAGACCUCUGCCGCUGCCGCUCCCCACCCUGUGGAAGAAGCUCACAGAUCCUGUCCCCCUUUUCUUUGAGGGACUCCUUUUGGUGACCACAAAAUGAUUUGAUCACUCAGGACAAAGCUGCUAGAGGUCUUGGAUAUGCCAGCGCCUCUGGCCAUGGCCCGCUAACCAGCCUCUCCCGGGCCGGCACCCGCCCUGCCCGCUCUCGCUUGCUCCCUCCUCCUCCUCCUGCUCCUCUCCCCUCUGCUCCCAGGACGGCGGGAUGGCUGCGCAGGGCGCGCCACGCUUCCUCCUGACCUUCGACUUUGACGAAACUAUCGUGGAUGAAAACAGCGACGACUCUAUUGUGCGCGCUGCGCCCGGCCAGAGGCUGCCAGAGAGCCUGCGCGCCACCUACCGUGAGGGCUUCUACAAUGAAUACAUGCAGCGCGUCUUCAAGUACCUGGGUGAGCAGGGAGUGCGGCCUCGGGACCUGCGCGCAAUCUACGAGGCCAUCCCCCUGUCCCCGGGCAUGGGCGACCUGCUGCAGUUUGUGGCCAAGCAAGGUGCCUGCUUCGAGGUGAUUCUCAUCUCGGAUGCCAACACGUUCGGCGUGGAGAGUGCGCUGCGCGCCGCGGGCCACCUCGGCCUGUUCCGUCGCAUCCUCAGCAACCCGUCCGGGCCCGAUGCGCGGGGGUUGCUGGCGCUGCGACCCUUCCACACACACAGCUGCACGCGCUGCCCUGCCAACAUGUGUAAGCACAAGGUGCUCAGCGACUACCUGCGCGAACGGGCCCACGACGGCGUGCACUUCGAGCGCCUCUUCUACGUGGGCGACGGCGCUAACGACUUCUGCCCCAUGGGGCUGCUGGCCGGCGGCGACGUGGCCUUCCCGCGCCGCGGCUACCCCAUGCACCGCCUCAUUCAGGAGGCGCAGAAGGCCGAGCCCAGCUCCUUCCGCGCCAGCGUGGUGCCCUGGGAGACCGCCACCGACGUGCGCCUCCAUCUGCAGCAGGUGCUGAAGACUUGUUGAGACAGCAGCCUGCAGGGGGCGCCCGGGCGGAGGUGGGGGCGAGGAAGCCGGGAGAUCGGGAAAGACAACCUAGUUUUAUAACUCCCUUUCCCCUUUCGCUUUGGUAUGUCUCCAGGAAUUUCUAGAAUUCCAGGCUCGUCCAUUUGGGGGCUGGGGAGGGAGUUCAGACCUGUCCCUAGCUAUGCAGUUAACCCAGCUCCGCUGCCUUUCCCAGAUCCAGGGCAAACAGUUAAAUUCUGGAGUCUGGCCCAACCUGGGUGGUGUAUAUACCUGGGAAGGCAGCAGCAUUUCCAAACACUUCGUCCUUCGAAUCGGGAGGAGGGGUUUCCCUGGCAGGGCAGAGAAGGAACAUCUCCCAGGGUUUUAACUGCUGCCUCAAGCUGCGUUACCUCCCCUCCCCCAGUCUUGGGUCAUGGAGACCCAGGUCCUAAAAUCCUCCCAGCGGCACUGGACUCCCCGCGGGGAGAGACAGCGCUCUCCGCCACCUGCCCCAGGCCUAGAUCUUGCUUUACCAACCAGGACUCCAAACUACAUCCCUUCUUGCCUCCCUUCCACCACCCACCCACCAGCAUGCCCAAAGGUGAAAAAGCCACAUGAGAAGUCGCCUCCUGCUGGUGGAACGAGAUAGCACACUGUUCACCUCAGGUACGGCCAGCCAGGGACCUCGCAGCGUGCAACGGUGUCUCCUCGCACUCCAGCCUCGUCUAUGCAGCAAGAGACCAGGGACUUAACCAAAGUAACCCCCGCGGGUUGGGCCCUCUGCGCCCCCCUCCCUUUUCCCGUAUGGACCAGAAAGCCAUGAUGUUUUAAAUCAGAGCCAGCGAAACCCAAACCCCUCCUCAUUCUCUGGUGUUUUAGAGCUAUAAAGCAGGUGAAGAGGUGACUGAGAUCUAUGGCGCCGCAAUCUGAGGGAUGAAGAUGAUGUUAUCUCUGCUCUCAGAGAGCCCCACUUAAGUGAGGGAGUUGGUCCCCACGAUUGGCCGAAUGCCCAGCUUGAGGAACCAAUACUGAACACAACACAGGAGACAACAGGCAAAGGAACACGUACAGUCAAUGGUUGCAGAGGGCAUCUGGUCUAGUAUAGAAGGCACGUAAUGGGGACCAAUGAGAUGAGAGAGAGACUGCUGCUGGGGGCUGGGGGCAGGGGCUCAAUAAUUAGCAGGAGCCUUAGAACCGAAAUGCCUUUUAGUCCAUCUUCUCUCUGCUCAACCCCUAGCCCUGCAGGGCAAUCAUCAGGAGGUCAUCAGGAUUUCAUUCAGAGUUGGCACUUGCAGCUGGAGACCCCACCCAUCCUCUGUGGACAAAUCACCAAACUCCUUGACUUCCAGUUCUUUCCUGUCUGCAACAGACCUCUGGUCACCUCUCCCCAGAACUCCUUCCCAUCACAGUGGGGGGAAGGUGCAGAUAGCUCACAGCCCAAGAGGUGGGCAGUCCUAGUCCAGCCUUGACCUUGGAUCUGGCUUUGGCCUGGGACUUAAGGGUCACUCAGGGCAAAGCCUGGGUC